Molecule: messenger RNA, 2271 nt
Organism: Stegodyphus dumicola
Lineage: Eukaryota; Metazoa; Arthropoda; Arachnida; Araneae; Eresidae
Biological process (GO): superoxide metabolic process
Molecular function (GO): metal ion binding
Source: RefSeq, a predicted model, not a curated record
AUGACAAACGAUUUAAUUGACAAUAUUUCUAGAUCUGUCUUGGACAUUAAUACCUUGUUAUUUGCUGAUGAUAAUGGUGAUGAGCGUUACUGGAUCCGACUUUUUUGGCCUGAGUCGCAAGUGGUAUCCACCAGUAGCAAUGGACUAGUGGCAAGCAUCAAUUCUGGAGGUCUUCAAGGGAAUGUAGAGUUUCUAGAUGACCCCAAAGGAACUGCUAUUAGAGUGUUUUUAAGAGGUGGCACCUAUGGAGAAAAAUUUCGCUGGAAAAUUCAUGAAUUUCCAGCUGUUCCAGGAACUGAAAAUCCUUGUAGUGAUGAAAAGAUAGGUAGAAUGUAUGUGGACUUCACAGAAACCCAUGGACCUGUUACUGCGGGACAAGAUAUGGUUCUGCUUUCAAAUUUAAAACUGAUUGGAAACGCUUCAAUAUUAGGAAGAACCCUUGUCUUACGCAGUCCUGAAACUGGCAGGCUCUCGUGUGCUGUUAUUCAGCCCACUUCAAGAAUACGAACCUAUCAAGCAAAAAUUUCCACACCACUGGGUGGAGUAGUAAUUGUAAGACAAAGUGGAUUUGGAACUGGUAUUUUAUCUCAAUUGUGGUAUGUCAACGGUACACGUCGAGAUUCCAUUCAUCGAUGGGCUAUACUACAAACCGUAUCAAAUCCGGCGGAAUCACCUACAGCUAUUUAUCAGAAUGAAAUCACACGCUGUGCUAACCUUCAAGCUACGCCCUUCUUUCACAUCUCAGAAACUGUUGGAUAUGCCGCUGUAGGAAGAGAGCCUAAUGCAAUUACAGGUCGCACGUACCACACGGUUGUGUCAGCACCAGUUUUAGAACGUGUUCAGAAUAAUUUGUACAUUGUCAUUUAUUCUGAUAUUGACCCAUCUGAGCCUUUAGCAUGUGGUCGUUUAACAGCAGUGGAACCGAGACAAGCUAUGGCUAAGUUUGAUUCCGAAGUUGCUGGAGAAAUAUCCUUUCGUCAGGAGUCAGCUUUUGAUCCCACUCUCGUGACCAUUAAUUUGAGUGAUCUUAACAGGAAAGCGUAUAGUUAUGGAAUAGAUGAGUUGCCCUUGAUUUUCAGAGGUGAUAAGACGGAAGUCUGCCCAAAUGUUAAAACUACUAUUUAUAAUCCAUUAAAAAAAUCUCCUGAUGCUGUUCCUGAACCAAGCAAAGGCAGCGCUGAUCAAUAUGCAGUAGGAGAUCUGAGUGGGAAGUAUGGACCAUUGAAUAAUCGCGAGAAACAUUUUCAACAAGUUUAUGAUUCUCAGCUGUCAUUGUUCGGAGUGAAUAGCAUUGUUGGUAGAGCAGUUGUAAUUUAUUAUCCCGACGGACGACCUCUAGCUUGCGCUAAUGUUGAAUUAUCAGGCAGACGAGUAGUUACAGCAUUUGCUACAUUCGAUUUCCCAUUGCAAGGGCAACUCAUUUUGCGUCAAGAUCGAGAUGACCCUUCUGCGGAUACUUCAGUAUAUUUAGAAUUAUCUUAUCCAUCUGGCGCAUCUCAUACGAAAACUUACCAUCAUCCAUGGCAUGUAAAUGAAAGAGCUAUUCCAACUGGUCAGAGAUUUAGUUUGAGUGGAAUAGACUGUCUUCAAGCAGGAUCAGUAUUUAACCCUUAUAAUGUCAGCGUCGAUGGUUAUUAUUUCAGCCACUGCUCUGGAGUGGCAUCACAGAGGUGUCAAAUAGGAGAUUUUUCAGGGAAACUAGGUUAUUUGGAUAUUCCUCCUUUUGGGGUCCAAGGUAAUAAGCAACAAAUAGCUCGAUAUUAUUUUACAGACCCAUCGUUACCUUUGGCAGGUCCAACUAGUGUUAUAGGAAGAUCUGUAGUAAUAAAUGAACCAGAUUUUGGAGAAGGACGUCUAGCAUGUGCUAAUAUCUUUGAGCAUUACAGUGAUUAUGGAAAAUAACUGAGAAAAUUACAUGCUCAUCAUAGAAUCUAAAUGGUUUAGCCUCUGGUCUUGAAAAACAGUGUUCUAACACUAUUUAAAUCCACAAAAACCAUGACCAAGAAACUUGUAACUCAUCAUGCAUGAUAGAGGUUUCAUUCUAGAUCAUACAGAAACGGAAGAUCAUGAACCACAUUCAUUGUAAUAUAACGGCUAGAAUUAAGAAUUCUCUAUGAGAAUUCUUGGGGUAUUUCUCUCAGGAGGACAAAAUGAACAGAUGGCAGUUUCUUCAUUUGUUCUAGGUGCUAUGUGUGUGUGAAACUUGUAAUUUUCAUCUGAGAAAGGAUUUUGUAUAAAUAUAUAAAAAAUGAAUUUUUAAUCUCGUUUAAA